ACAAUUGUCAUUACACGUUGUUUUUCUACAAUUACAUCUCUCACAGCAACAAUCAAUUAUUUUUUUCAGAUAUUCAAAAUUUCAAUGCACGCAAUUAUCGAGGAGCACGUGAUGAUGUUUUGAUUGCAUCCACCAACCACUCUGUGCAAGUUGCAAGUUGUGCAUUUUCCGUGCCAAGUGCCAACAAGUCAAAGUCGUCACUCCCUGGCCGUCGGUACUUAUAUAUAUACGGAUUUAAAUUAGGAGAGAACGAUGACGUACCGAGUUUGCAGAACAUCAACCAGAUCUACCAGCGACUAAUGGACAACACUGACAUGAAUGACGACGCCGACGACGAGGAUUUCUAUGACAGCGAGUACGACGAGCAAGAUUUGGAGUUUGCGGAUUUUCUGAUGGAUGAGGAUGAGAACGAGAGCUGGCACACGAAUGACGACGACAACGAUGAUGACGAAGAAGACGACGACGACGACUACGAAGACGAAGAGUUUGAGGAUGGUGACUACGAUGAGGAUGAGGGUAAUGAUGAUAACAGUGGUGAGGACACAGAAGAAACGCCGAUGGACGAAGAUGACAAUAUGAGUGAAGUGAGCACCGUCUCCAGUGCUAGGUCCAGCCAAGCAGGUUCCAAUGUUGAGGCUGCCAAUCAGGUCCUCCCUCAGCCAGCUUUGCCACCCGCGUUACCACCAGUGCAACCGUCAUCGCUGAACCAGCAUCAAGAGAACGAUCCCGUCGAGAAUAUCGUUCAGUCUCACAAAAAAAUUAAAUUGGAUUUACCGGAACUAAUAGUACGACCCUUGAGUCCAGAUGACAUGAUAGAUGAUGACCAAAAAUGUCCAAUAUGCCUGGAAACCUGGACUAAUGCGGGCGAGCACAGGCUCUGCUCUCUGCGUUGUGGUCAUCUAUUUGGUAUGUCUUGCAUUAUCCAGUGGCUCAGCAGAACUCAAAAUGCCAAAAAUUGUCCAGAAUGCAAGGCUAAAGCAACGAAGAAAGAUGUCAGAGUGUUGUAUGCCAAAAAACUAAUAUGUAUUGACACUGUUGAAAAAGAAAAAUUACAAAUGCAGCUGAAUGAUGCAAAUGCAAAACAUAAAACUAUUGAACAAGAAUUAAGUCUUUAUCGCACUAAAGAAGAAGCAUAUCGUGCAGAAAUAUCUAAUAUGAAGCAAAAAAUUCACGAUCUUCAGAGUCAACUUGCAAUAAUUUCUGCUGAAAGAACGGCAUUAAACGUUACAAGUGAAAAUUCACAUCUAAGUAGAACUAAGAUUUAUGACAUUCAAGGUUCUUGCAGAGUGAUGGCUUACAAUCCAUGGAACAAAAUCUUAGCAAUUUCUUCUGACAAUUCUAUCAACAGAAUAUUCUUGGAACACAAUGUGACCUCUUUACCAGUCUGUGUUCACAGCAAUUCUAUCAGGGACAUUGCUUUUCAAGAACAACACCCAAAUUUCCUUCUAAGUGUUGGUUUUGACAAAAAAGUCAUACUGACCGACAUUCGUACAGCUUGUCUAAGCCACAGUUACAAGGAAGAGACCAAUUUAUGGAGUUGCUGUUGGUCAAAUUAUAACCAACAGGCGUUCUUUGUUGGCGGAGCUAAGGGUAGCGUAAUGGAAUAUGACAUCAGAUUUUUGCAAUCGAGUGUCUCGACAAAAGACCACGCCAAUGAUCACUCUCCUGUUGUGUCAUUGGCUUCGAUUCCAACUACUAGUCCAACUAUGCAUGCUGGAGGUUUCUUAGCUUGUCAGUUAAAUUCAUGCUAUGCAUACAGUUAUAAGGAAGGCAACUACAUGGGGAAUCAAAUUGAUGUUGAAGGUCCCUUUUUGUAUUUAAGAUACAACGAUAAAGACAACCACGUGUUGCUUUCUUGUCGACCAAAUGCCAAAAAUCCGACUAUACGUCACAAUGUUUGUACAAUAGAGAAAAGAGAUGAUCAAAUUAAAUUUAAUGCUGUGCAUUCGUUUAAUGGUGGGAGUAUGCAAAAAUUAUUAUCAAGACCAUGUUACAUGAAUCUACCAAAUGAUACGUUAGUCAUUGCUAACAAUGAUAGUGAUAAAAGUCUAUUGGGAUGGAGUAUAUCUACUGGUACCGAAUCCUUUAAGCUUCCAAUGGCUGAAGAGGUGCUUGACAUGUGCUCUUUCGAAUAUGACGGCACACGCCAAGCUGUUCUAACGAAAAACAAACUACAUCUCUUCAAACACAAAAGCACGAGUACUUAGCAUCCAGGUUUACAAUGUAAGCCAUGUUUGUAAAUCUAAAUUGAGUUGGUGAUACUCUAAACUCUGUGACAUAAACUGUAUAUAUGUAUUGAUUAAUAAUGUUUAUAAAUGAAGUAUGUACAUUUAUUAACUGUAAACUAAAUUUUUCCGUUAAAAUCCUUGACAUGUUUUUCUAGAUAUUAAGGUUUUAAACGACAAAAGUCGAAUUCUAAAUUAUCAAUACUUGUGUCACACUUCAAAUUGCUGGUAAUGCAUUUUAUAAAUUUUUCCUCGUUACCAAAGCAGUUAAUUAGAAAUUUUAUAUUUUGUAGUACAAGACUGUACAU
Messenger RNA from Copidosoma floridanum, 2533 nucleotides. It is a transcript of the gene Rfwd3, whose product is annotated as ring finger and WD repeat domain 3. The record is from RefSeq and is a predicted model, not a curated record. Gene Ontology annotation, molecular function: ubiquitin-protein transferase activity; protein binding. Gene Ontology annotation, cellular component: nucleus. Gene Ontology annotation, biological process: protein ubiquitination; interstrand cross-link repair. NCBI's taxonomy places the organism in Eukaryota, Metazoa, Arthropoda, Insecta, Hymenoptera, Encyrtidae.